CUCAAGCGUUUAUCGGGCCUCUGCAAAUCUAUUAGAGAGAGAGAGAGAGAGAUUGAUUCGUCGUCGUUUUGGUUUUUUCUUUUCCACAGAAAAAAAGUUGCGAUGAAUGGAAGAGAAGGAGAAGAGUGUGUGAAAACGGAGCAAUGCAAAGAAGCAGCAGUGGUGUAUAUGUGGGGGUAUAUUCCAGGGGCUUCGCCGGAGAAAUCUCCGAUUCUUUCUCCGUCUACAGUACGGCUUCCGGAUCCGUCUGGCGUUGGAGAUUCCUGGAAGGAUGUUUGCGGUGGUGGUUGUGGUUUCGCCAUGGCCAUCUCAGAGUCCGGGAAGCUUAUAACGUGGGGCUCGGCAGAUGAUGAGGGUCAAAGCUAUUUGACUUCGGGGAAGCACGGGGAAACUCCAGAGCCUUUUCCUCUUCCAACUGAGGCUUCAGUGCUAAAGGCAGCUGCUGGAUGGGCCCAUUGUGUUUCAGUCACAGAGACAGGUGAAGUAUACACAUGGGGAUGGAAGGAGUGCAUUCCCUCUGAAAAGAUUUUGUGUGACUUGCUUAUCAGGGGAAAUUUCCAAAAGGAUACUACUGGGAAACAAAAUUCAUUAGCAAAUGACCAAGUGAGCGCGAAGGAUCAAGGCUCCAAUUUGAGUGGUGGGCCAAUAUCUCAGGUUGAUAACAAAAGUAUGGGAGAUGAAAAUGGGAAGCGAAGGAAAUUAUCACCAGCUAAGCAAGAAUCUGAGAGCUCAACAACUGGGGAUGAUUACUUCACAAUUUCACCUUGUCUGGUAAAUUUGGGUGCUGGAGUGAGGAUCACCGCUGUCGCUGCUGGUGGGCGCCAUACAUUAGUACUGUCAGAUAUGGGACAGGUGUGGGGUUGGGGCUAUGGAGGCGAAGGGCAGCUAGGUUUGGGUAAUCGGGUAAAGACAGUGGCUUCUCCUCACGUCAUACCUUGCAUUGAGCCAUCUGCUUCAGGGAAAAGAAACGUGAGUUCAUCAACACAAGUUUCUAAAGUUCUUGGAAGUUACGUGAAAGCAAUUGCUUGUGGAGGCCGGCACAGUGCAGUAAUAACAGAUGCUGGAGCACUGCUUACAUUUGGCUGGGGACUUUACGGACAGUGUGGGCAAGGGAGCACAAAUGACCAACUGAGGCCAACUUGUGUGUCUUCUUUAUUGGGUACGCAAGUGGAAAGAGUUGCUGCUGGACUUUGGCAUACCUUAUGCAUCACUAUUGAAGGUUGUGUGUACGCCUUUGGUGGGAACCAAUUUGGACAGUUGGGAACUGGUGCCGACCAGGCUGAGGAUCUACCAAGGCUUUUGGAUGCUCCGAGUCUCAAGAGCAAGCAUGCCAAAUUAGUUUCUUGUGGGGCUCGUCACAGUGCCGUACUAACAGAGGACGGCCAACUAUUCAGCUGGGGAUGGAACAAGUACGGCCAGCUUGGCCUAGGGGAUUCUACCGACCGAAACGAACCCUCUCAAGUGUCAAUUGAUGGUUGUCGGCCAAAAAAUGUUGCCUGUGGCUGGUGGCACACGCUACUACUGGCAGAAAGACCCAUUUGAGCUGAAAGUUUUGUUAGAGGACGGUAGUUAGUGUUCUUAAUUAGUUCUUUUCAUGUAUAAUGUAUACAUAAAAGGUCCGUUUGGGAGUGCAUUUUAAAAAAAAUAAUCUGCGUUUUUAAACAAAAUCUCAAUUUUAAAGUGUUUGGGAUUAUGAUUUUAAAAACGCAAAUGUUAAAAUCAUAGAAAAAUCUACGAUUUUUAUAAGCUAACUAGGAAAAGCUUAUUUGAAACAAUGCAAAUUUAAACCAAAAUCACGAUUUCACUUAAAUCAAUAUUUGGCGCAAUAUUUACCUAUUUGGCUAUGAAACCACAAUUAUAUGCUAAUGUUGUUCAAAUACUCAAUUGAUAAAAAAAAGUACUUCUUAACAUGUUUUAUUAAACGCCUAUGCGAUUUUAAAAAGUAGCGAUUUUAAAAACGAUAAUUUUUAAAAUUGCACUUAUUAAAAUCGCACUCCCAAAGGUGCCUCGUGUGCGUGCAUGCAUGCAUAUGUGAACGUUUUCAUUCUUUUAGGAGGUAGUCCAUCGUUUACAGAACACAAAGAAGUGCAUGAGUUGUACACAAACAAUAAAUCCUUGUAGUGGUACAAUAGAUCUGUGCCUUCUAACGCCA
Messenger RNA from Corylus avellana, 2152 nucleotides. Its product is annotated as ultraviolet-B receptor UVR8. The record is from RefSeq and is a predicted model, not a curated record. NCBI's taxonomy places the organism in Eukaryota, Viridiplantae, Streptophyta, Magnoliopsida, Fagales, Betulaceae.